AUGGGGCAGCCGGCGGCCAAGAAACAGAAGCUUGACUUCAGCAACAGCUUCACUGUCCACGUCGGCACUGAAAGAAAGCAAUACAUGCUUCAUACCAGCUUCGCCACCAAGACUUCCGGCUUCUUCAGAAUCGCCGCGAACGGGAGAUGGAAGGAGUCGAAAGACAACAAGCUCACACUGCCUGAUGUGCGACCGUCCACCUUUGAAGUCUACCUCGAGUGGCUCUACACCGACAAGAUCGUAUUGCUUGAAACCGAAACCGGCCGAAACCCAGACGGGACCCCGAAGCUUCGCAAGGGGGCCGACACAGCGUACCCGCAGCUGCUGCGGCUGUACUGUCUUGCGCAGUACCUUCUCGACCUCACAUUUCAGAACACUGUCAUAGAUCACCUGAUCAAGUCGGUCUUGCACUUCAAAGUCCACCCCGGAGUGAGCGAUGUGAAGACCAUCUGGCCCCUGGUUCCGGACAACUCACCCAUCAAGUGA
Molecule: messenger RNA, 486 nt
Organism: Saxophila tyrrhenica
Lineage: Eukaryota; Fungi; Ascomycota; Dothideomycetes; Mycosphaerellales; Extremaceae
Exons: 2
Coding region: 1-486 (161 amino acids)
Molecular function (GO): protein binding
Source: RefSeq, a predicted model, not a curated record